Prunus mume (Japanese apricot) is the source of this 705-nucleotide messenger RNA. Lineage: Eukaryota; Viridiplantae; Streptophyta; Magnoliopsida; Rosales; Rosaceae. The record is from RefSeq and is a predicted model, not a curated record.
AUGGAUGCACGGCGUCGGGGGGGGUCGAAAUUCUCAGAGAUCGACGUCUUUGGUGACGUUUAUGUUCGACCUGGGAAUGAGUUGGCCGAGUCCCUUCAUACGACGAUGGUGGAGAGGAGCCAGUUGGUUCUUCAAGAGUCCGCCUCCCAACUUCCUCCCGAGACUCCGAUCGAGUCUGUGGAUCCUCCGCAUGAUGCUGGAUUUCAGAUUUUGACGCAGACGUUGGAUCAGACUCUCGGGAGGAGGCCGGGAACGUAUUGUAGGGGGAUGGGGAAUGCCCGACAGAGGGAACCUCGACCGCGGUCAUCGUCGCAGGCAAACAGUCAGGUGACUGUUUUGACAUCGCGGGUUGCCGAGCUUGAGGGUCAGAUGUCGGUGAUUCUGCAGUCGCUCGCGCGGUCCGGGAUUCCAAUCCCGAAUUUUGGUGCGUCGACCUCCGAGCCCGUCCAGCCCGAGCAUCCCCAGCACACCACGGCCCCUGCAGACACCCAUACCUCCGAGCCGCCUACCUCCGAGCCGCAUUAUGAGAAGCACGAGGCAAAGAAAGACCCAGAGCAUGCUCGCAGGCACAGGAUAGAGGAGGAGAUUGGGGCAACAGGGGCAGUUGGUUCGGGUGGGUAUGCCUUCCACGAGCAUCAUGAGGAGAAAGAGUCAGAGAGAGAAGAGGAAGAGUCUCAUGGAAAGAAGCAACACCACCUCUUCUAA